Raphanus sativus (radish) is the source of this 2211-nucleotide messenger RNA. RefSeq lists its product as uncharacterized. The transcript is spliced from 2 exons. Lineage: Eukaryota; Viridiplantae; Streptophyta; Magnoliopsida; Brassicales; Brassicaceae. The record is from RefSeq and is a predicted model, not a curated record. Bases 187 to 1992 code for a protein of 601 amino acids.
GGAAAGCGGAAAACCGAGUAGCGCAAAACUGUAAACAGGGAGUGAAAUUUAGUGAACAAAAAAAAAAAAGAGAGUGAAAUUAUUCGUUCUCCUCCGAAGACGACGGAACACUUCGUCACAAUUCUCUCCGGAAUCGGCCUCGUAGACAGUUGAAAAGGAUUGAACUUUAUCAAGUAGAAAAUCACAAUGGAGGAGCCACUCAAGGCUAAAACUGUCGUGGAAAAGACUAAUCUUGCUGGUGCUCCAGAGCUUGAUCCUUGUGGUGUCGAACAGGAUCCACGUCACCACGGUGAGAAGAGAAAGAGGGAAGGAUUGGUGAGUGGAGAAAGAGAAGCUGAAGAAUUUAUUUUAGUUGGUGACACCAAGGCUAUAAAAAAAAUUGGUGGUUUUGAUGGAGGAGAGCAGUCUCAGUCUCAGAGGUCUUUGUUUAGCAAGCGACAGGCUUUCGAGGAGGGGCAAAGCAACACGAAUCUUAAAGGGUCUUUAGUAAAGCAAGAGUCAGGAGGAGAAGAACCAGUGAGAGCAAAGCAGGAGUCAACUUUUAAUGACUUUGAUAAGCUUAGGGAAGUAGGAAACUUUGCAGUUGGUCAGACAUGGGCUCUUUAUGAUGAUAAAGUUGAUGGGAUGCCUAGACUGUACGCUCAGAUCACAAAAGUCUCAGCUCCCGGUUUCUGUCUUAGCGUCACAUGGCUUGACCCUGAUCCAGAUGACAAGGAAGAAUCACAGAGCUAUGAAAAGGACUUGCCUGUUGCUGUUGGUUGGUUCAAACUCGGCAAAAGCGAGGAUAUUAAAGAUCACACAAGGUUCUCUCAUCUGGUUCAUUGCAAUGGCGAAGGAAGUAGUAGGUUCAGUGUUUACCCCAGAGGAGGAGAGACAUGGGCUAUCUUCAAGGGACGCCGCAAGCGUGACUCCUCCUGGAGCUAUAGGGACAUUGACUGGUCAGCUGAUCCCGGUUCUCACCGCAAAUAUAACUAUCAAUUUGUCGAAAUCGUGUCAGAAGAAGAUGCUGACACAUCUGCUGAUGCACCUGUUGGAUUCCUGCAUAAAGCUAAAGGCUUUUCAAGCGUGUUCUGUCGCUUUGCUGAGGAAGUAGUUAAAUCCUACAUUCAUAAUGGCUAUGAAGAACAAUUCUCCCACCGUGUUCCAUCGUUUAAGACGACUGGAAUAGAAGCAGAAGGUGUGCCUCGACGAGGUGCUUAUGAGCUGGAUCCUGCAGCAUUACCAGUAAACAUCAAGGAGAUUGACGUCCCUUUGCAUCUACUAGAAGAGCCCACAGUGCCAAACUCUGAGGAGGAGGAUAAGACACAUUCUCAAUGUGUUUACUUUGCUAGUAAAGGGAUAACUUUUCAAACAGGCCAAGUCUGGUCCUUCUGCAGCGGUGGUGACGAUAACUUUCCCCGGUACUACGGCAAGAUUCAGAAGAUCACUUUUGUUCAGGCUUUCGAGCAGGAUCCUGUUGUUAAACUGCACAUAGGUCGGCUAAAGGCUAGACCGAUCAAAGGCGUCACCCAGUGGAUUGACAAGGAGAUGCCCAUCGGUUGUGGGAAUUUCCGGGCGAGAAAAGUUCUCGAGAUAUUCACCGAUCUUGAUGUGUUCUCACGUCUGGUAAGCCAAGACUCCUCCUCUGGAGAUGGGGAUGAUUACAGCAUCAUGCCUAAGACUGGUGAUGUCUGGGCGAUAUACAGAAACUGGAGUAAUGGCAUCGAAGUCGCUGAUCUGUGUUCCCAGAGUUAUGAUCUUGUGGAAGUUCUUGAUGAUAAAAUGGACUACAAGGUGCUGCUGCUGGCUCCUGAUGGUGGAUUUAACUCAGUUGAUUCUAAGGGUUUUGGUUCGGUGUAUGUGGCUGCUACUGAGCAUUGGAUGGAUGGCGCAGACGUGAGAUUCACAGUUCCGAAAUGCGAACUGCUUAGAUUCUCGCAUCGAGUUCCUACUUCGAAAGUAACUAAGGAUAUGCAUGGAGUUUUGCAAGAAGUCUAUGAACCUAUUAUUUGAGAGGUAUUGCGGUUGAUUCUCUGACUUCUAGAGCUGAAACAACUCAGUGAACUUUCUUGAUUCAUUUUUAACUCUCAUCUAUAAAGUAUGGAGUAUCUCUGUAGUUUGGUCUGGAACUGUGUGUUUUGUGGUGAAGUAAUUCUUACGGUGGCCUUUUAGGUGUGGUUUCAAACAAGACUAGAGACAUUUUAAGUUCAAAAACUUUUUUGCAAACUCAAA